This is a messenger RNA of Symbiodinium necroappetens, 182 nucleotides long. The record is from the annotation of a GenBank genome assembly. Lineage: Eukaryota; Dinophyceae; Suessiales; Symbiodiniaceae.
AUGGUGCCGGGAAUGUCACCGACUACGCCUCAUGCGCUGCCGCCUGCGACAAAGGAGAAGGUCUCCAGGAGACUUAUGGCACCCACGAUUGGAAGGGCAGCUCGGGUUCGGGAAAGUGUGAUUGCAAAGCCAGUGACAGUGAGCACAGGACAGCUUGUCAGGACUCUGGGUACUCAAGCUGA